UCGUAGGUUAAAUGUUUGUUGGUGGAGAGGGAAACAAGGCGGAUAAUUACAAAUACACAGUAAAGCGUCUGUAUAUUGCUUGGUAUCCGGUAUAGUGACGUUGUAUUUGUUGUUAUCUCGAGAACCUCAUAAACUACUGCCUGCUGGUUUACUGCGAAUAUUAAUUAAAUUAUUGUUUCAGCAAGAAUUUACACCGGGGCCCUAACAAGUCUAUGGAAAUUACUAAUUGACAGGAUUCACACAUUACGAAACAUUGUUGUUACAUGUUUGUGUUAAUGUGUAAUGUGAGGUGGACUUGUAUGAUGAGGUGGACCACACGACACACUAAAGGAGUCCAGAGUUCAUGAACUGGUGUGUCAGGCAGGUGUAGGAACUUAAAAUGUGGCGAUUCAUAUCCAGGAUUCGUGGUGUGUCCCUCAGAUGGCCCAGGAAGAUAGAUCCCGACAUCCCCAGAGGCACAGAACACCACGACCCCACAGCAAGAUGGCACCCCACUACCCUGCCUCACGAUGCAUCAGAAGACAUGGUUAGCAGGGGGGAUGGCAAGCCGAACAUCACUGUGUGUGUUGAAGGAAACAUUGGUAGUGGGAAAUCGACACUCCUUGAAUACUUUGCAAGGUUUUCAGAAGUUGAGCUCGUGUCAGAGUGCAUGGACGAUUGGCGAAGCGUAAAAGGCGAGAAUCUCCUUGACCUCAUGUAUAAAGACCCUGAGCGGUGGUCGUACCUCUUCCAGAGUUAUGUGCAGAUGACGAUGGCCAAGAGUCACGCUAAGCCGUCGGCAAUGCCAGUCAAGCUCAUGGAACGCUCCAUCUACAGUGCGCGCUUUUGUUUUGUGGAAAAUAUGUACUUGAGUGGAAAGAUGAGUGAGGCCGAGUACUUGGUGUACUGUGAGUGGUUCAAGAAAAUGACGGAAUAUUUUGACUGUGGUGUUGAUCUGGUCGUGUAUCUAAGAACUGACCCCGGGCUGGUCCACGAGAGGGCUAAGAAGCGUGCCAGGACCGAGGAACAGGCAAUACCACUGCAGUAUUUUGAAGAGCUGCACGAGCGUCACGAGGAGUGGAUUUGCGAAGAAAAAUUCCCUUUGCCUGCUCCUGUGUUUGUCAUAGAUGCCAAUGAUGACCUGCCAACCAUGUACACAAAAUACAAACUGCAUACCCGCCACAUUUUAAGGAACAAAUCAGUUCUUAGUUCCUUUGUUUAGUGUAAGUUAAUGUGUUCAGUCAGGUGACGUUUCUCAUGUUAAAAGUUUACCCAAUCCUUAAAUGUUGCUGUUGAGAAGAUAACUACUGUAGUUAUAUUAUCUGCAGAGCAUCACACUGGUUACCUGAUGAGUCUACCUAUCUACAACAGUUUUAUAGCUGUAUGCUGUAGUAGUUAGGUUACCAGAAGAUACAAAAUAUUUACUUGAUAGUGAUUUUAUUGGACUGGUAAUUCUAACUAUUUUCACCACGCUUUAAAGGUUCAUUUUGUUGAAGUCAGUAAGUUAAGGAAUCGUCCCACAGUCUGGAACUUUUAUAUAGCAACGUUAUGUGAUAUCAACGUGGGUCCCAGUUUGUAUGUGUGUAUUUGCUAUACAAGUCAGAUCAAGGUCACAUAGCCAAUACACUUUUUUUUACCUGACCUUACCUGAAGUUUACCCCCCCCCCUCAUUGUUCCACCAGAAGUCUUGGUACUACCUGGGGUGGAGAGUCUUCACGUUGUAUUUAUUAUUUCAUGGGGUCAAAAAACAAAUCAGAACGUUUAUAUAUGGCUGAAAUUCAAGCUCCAAUGACACCAUGUUUUGUACACAUGUGAUACUACUGUAUAAACAAACCAUCAUCUAAGUACUGUAUAUAUAUAUAUAUAUAUAUAUAUAUAUAUUGAUUUUAGUGGGAAAUAAAGUUUGCCAAUGUUCAGCAACAGUUCAACAGUAACCUACAUGUUGCAUUGAAAGUAAAUUAUAAUUGUUUUCAUAAAAGAACAGGUUGUUUAUAAACAUUGAAAAUAUUAACUCGGACUCAUGUGAUGCUUCCAUACAGUGAACCACGGUCAUUGUUUAAAAUGGUGGCUACAACUUAAUCAAUAAAUAAUUUACAAAAAGAUGACUUGAACCAAAGUACAGUAACCUAAAAUAAUGUAAUAAAAGAAAAUAAAUGAAACACUUGAAGUUUCCAUCCACCCCCCAGCCUACAGUAUAUUUCACCUGAAGAUUAACCACCCUAAUGCUACCUGUGGGGGUAUAGGUCAGGGUAGUUAAUCUUCAGGUGAAAACAAGCUGGGGGAGUGAUUGCCAAAUGUCAACAGCUGACUCAAUGCUGCCGUUUGGACAAAUAUUUAAAGUGGUCAUACCUAAGUUUGAGUUAAUUAUUUUCUAAUGUCUGUGACCUGUUUUUGCAGUAUGAACUAAUGGUUAAUAAUUUUACUAGAAAUGGCUAGUAAAACACUAACCACAAAGGCUGUAGGAGCACUAGGUAACUGUUAACUAGAUGGCCUUAUGUUAUAACCUUUGAUCUCUCGGUACAGUGCUGUAUGUUGAACAGAACUUGAGAACAUUAUACAUCUUGUGCUGUCCAGGUCACAGAUAAUAGUUGAGCAUAUAAUUGUUUUACAGUGUAGUUACUGGAGUUUAUUAAGGUCACUUAAUAAGAAAAUACUGUACAAAGAACACUUUGUGUUCUAUUGCUCUUUUACUAGAAAUGGAUUUUGUUUUGUAGAAAGUAGUCAAGAUAUUGUUCAUGGAGUGUUCAUUUCUGAAGGGUGUGCAAUUUGUUGCACUGGUACUACAGUAUACCGCACGGUACUGCACUGGAUAUAUCCACUUUACAGUUUUAUAAUAAAGACUUAUAUUCAA
Molecule: messenger RNA, 2830 nt
Organism: Homarus americanus (American lobster)
Lineage: Eukaryota; Metazoa; Arthropoda; Malacostraca; Decapoda; Nephropidae
Product: deoxynucleoside kinase-like
Exons: 1
Coding region: 380-1201 (273 amino acids)
Cellular component (GO): cytoplasm; mitochondrion
Molecular function (GO): deoxynucleoside kinase activity
Source: RefSeq, a predicted model, not a curated record